Messenger RNA from Colletotrichum gloeosporioides, 684 nucleotides. RefSeq lists its product as uncharacterized. The record is from RefSeq and is a predicted model, not a curated record. The coding region runs from base 1 to 684 and encodes 227 amino acids. Lineage: Eukaryota; Fungi; Ascomycota; Sordariomycetes; Glomerellales; Glomerellaceae. The transcript has a single exon.
AUGGCCCUCUCCGUUACCCCUUUUCUCUCCGCGUCAACCACAGACGACGAAACCACCACAUUCGUCACUGCGACAGUUGUAAAGACCGCAGUCGUCCGGUUGAGUCGAUCUACAAUCAUCUUUACGCUUGGUACUGAUUCCGUUCUUUCCACUGCGCAGACGACUUCUGCAGAAACGACACGCGUGGAUGCGACAACUUUUCAGCCAACGGAAGCCACCACGACAACGACGACGACGCCCGAACCCACCACAACGUACAGUUCCGCCCAAUCCACCACUGCUGAGUCAAAUUCAACGACGUCAAGUUUAUCUACCACGACCUCAACACCUGCAUCUAAUGGCAUUCCCCUAGCAACGAGCAUCGGGGUGGGCGUCGGCGUCGCUCUCGGCAUUAUUUUGCUCGCAGCCGUUGGCUUCUUCAUGUGGUACAGACGACGCAAACGCAGGAACAACAUUCAGGCAUCUAUGGUCGCCGAGACGGGACAAGCGGAUGGGUUUCGGGCGGAGAAGGCAGGUGUCAACGAGCUUGACGGGGCACAUACGGAGAGAUUCUGGGGACGUGCUGAGCUGCCGGGUGGUCACCGCUUAUCGGAGCUGGAUGCCGGGCCCGUGAGCUCGGCAUCCACGCCGAACGCCUUCGGCCGGAGAUCGGAGAUGGCAGCAGAUGAUACCCCGAUGGCAUAG